Molecule: messenger RNA, 2768 nt
Organism: Paramecium pentaurelia
Lineage: Eukaryota; Ciliophora; Oligohymenophorea; Peniculida; Parameciidae
Source: the annotation of a GenBank genome assembly
AUGUAAAAUUAAGAAUAUCUGAAAAAUGAAAACAAACCUUUCAUUCCUCAAUAACAAAAUUAAAUUACUCGUACUGUACUUCAAUCAUUAUUCCAUGAGUACCAUAUUCUUAUAAAAGGACUAAGAAAUUAGUAAAAUUAUCAAUAUCUUCUAGAGAAUAUUAAGAUUAUUGUAAUGUAAAAGGUGCUUGUGGAUAAACUAUUCCACUUAUACUCAUCCUUCCUAUCAGUCUUACUAUUGGUACGGUUUAACUAAUAUUACUAUUUUUUAAAAAUAUUCAAGAAGGUAAAUUUUGAUAUUAAGUUAUUUAAAAGGACCCAUAUUACCUGCUUUGAUUUAGUUUCUUUUAUUAUAAAGUGCCUAAACUUUGAUAAUGUAUAUGAUUCUUAAAGCUUGUGAAGUUAUUCCCAAAAAAAUUGAAAAUCCUUUAUUAUUUGGCAGGAUAACAUCCUAUAUUUUCACUUGUUUAAGUAUUGCUGAAGGAACAUUAUUAAUUGUAUUCAUAUCUUAUUAAUAUUAAAAAGGAAAGAAUUUCAAAUUUCAACUAAUUUUCAUAAUCUUAUUUUUGGGCUAUUUUUGGUUUAAUAAUUUGGUAAAAGGUAAUUAUUAAUAAUAUUAAUAAGAUAAUACAAUUAUUUAUUUAUGAUUACAAACUUAGAAUAGGUCUAAUAAUAUUUUUGUACAUAUAUUAUGUAUUUAGAGUUGAUUGUGAUCUAUUCAUUAAAGUAUUUGAUAAAUGAUAAUUUUAGGAUAUAAUCAAAGUAAUUGCAUACAUAUUAUUGGAAAUUAUUUUUAUUAUAGAUACUGAAUUAAAGAAUUACUCUUAAUAUUAAUUCGAAAAUAAUAUGUAAUUUAAAAACAACAAAGAAUAAAUACAAUUCAUGAUUCCAUAAGUUCAAAUGUAGACUUAAUAAUAGAUUUUGGAAAUUAUUACUAAUCAAUUUCCUAUCAUUUUAUUUGAUUAGACUAAAGAAUUAAUUCAUAUCUCAGGAGUAGCAUUAAAAUAAUUACAAAUGGAUGAAGAUUCUAAUAAGAUAGAUUUAAUAUCAGCAGAAAUUAAAUUAAGAAAGAUGGAAAUCUUAAAAUUUUAUUCAACAAAUCAAUCUAUAAAAGAUAAUUUAAUUCAAUUAAAGAGAUUAACUAAAUUUGGAUCUACUUGUGGAACUAAUGAAAAAGGAGAAUUAUUACAUUCCCUUCUGAAUGGACCAGCACUUUAAUAGUUACGUAUAUUAAGGUAGCCAUAAGAGAUUUAAAGAAUUAUUCAUUAUAAUCCAGAUGGAGUAUUAGAGUAAUUACUUAAUAAUUUAAUUAAUGAUUAACAAACAGAAUAUAAAGGAAUAUCUAAAUUUAAUAUAUCUAAUAAUAAAUUCAAAUAUUUUUAAUUUACUUUAAUUAAAGUUCCUAAAGCUGAUACUUUUUAAAUUUUCUUAAUUUUAGAAGAUAUUACUUAAAUAUAUCAAGAUAUGAAUUUGAACUAGAAAAAUGAAGAUGAUGAUCUUCCAAUUAUGUGUUAAUAAUUCAGAUAAAUGUUGUUCUAUUAAUAAAAUUUUAAGAUUCCUCUUAAAUUAUUAAAUAAUGAAAUCAAAAACACUCUCAAGUAUUCUAAAACUUAAUAUUUAUAAGAAGAAUAGUUGAAUGUAGAUUAUUUAAUAAAUUAAUUAUAAGAAAUGUAUCAAAAUCAAAUUAAUUCUAAUAUUAAACUAUAAUUUUUUAAUAACCUGAAAUUAAAUGAAACUGAAUUUAAAACAGAUCAAUUAAGAUUGAUUUAAAUUAUGUAAAUACUACUAGAUAAUAGUAUUAAUAAUACAAAAGAGGGAUUCAUUAAAAUACUAAUUGAUGAUGAUAAAAUAUAGAAUUGUAUAUAAAUAGUGGUUGAAGAUACUGGUAUAGGAAUUAAUUAAGAAAUCUUUUAAUAAGAAUUUAAUUCUUAUUAAAUAUUAUCCUUAUAAAUAGUUAACUAUUUAACAAAAAUUUUGGGUCCUGUAUUUAAUUCUAAUAAAAUUGCAGGUUAAAUUGCUAAUAAAGGAUUAAGAAUUAAAUCCAUAUAGGAUUGUGGCACAUCAAUAUCUUUUUCAAUCAGAAAUCUAAAAUUAGAUGAGUCCACUACUUAAUUCAUUAUAGAUGAAAACAUAUCUCAAGAUGAAAUGGAUGUAGAUGUAGAUGAAAAUGAAAUUAUGGAAAGAUACAUCAGAGAUGAUGAUCAAAUAUAAUAUUUAUAAAGAUUUAAUAAAGGACUAAGAUCAUUAAUUAUUAAUAGGUAAUAAAUUCAGAAGAUUGCAAAACCUAUAGAAAUCAAUAAUAAUAAAAAAUAAACCAAAUUAGUUGGUAUGAUGAAACUAUAAGAAUUAGGAAGAUUCAAAAAUAUAUAAAAAUAGAAUGAAUCUUGUUAAUGUAAUUACAAAUUAAUUAUCAAUACAAAUUAAGAUUUUGAAAGAGUUAUCAAACAACAUAUUUAAGACAAUGUUAUUUAUAUUAAUGAAUAAGACUCAUAUAAACAUAUUAAUUUAAGAUUAAGAGAAAAAUAAUGUUUGAAUCAGUCUUGCUAAUUAUAUAAAUGUAUAAUUAUAAAUUGUCAUUUAACAAAUUUUAAUUAUAGAGAGUAAAUAUAUUUCAUUAUAUUUAGUUUAAUAACUAGAAUUCUUGGAAUCAAUAGUAAUUUCAAAAUUAUUAUGCUAAUAUAUAAUUCAAAUGGGGAAAUGGAUAUUUUAGGAACCUGCAUCAUAAUGCCAAUUCAAUUAGAUGUCUUACUAUAAUACUUAUAAGGUUGA